CUGGAAGACUUCUUGGAAAGACUGAUUUCUCUUAUUACGAUCGAGAUAAGGGAACACUUUUACGACUGGUUGAAGAUCCAAAAUUACAAAGUGAGUUUUUCUGCCAUUGGGCUGAUUUUAAGGUUAAAAUGAAGAGAAGUGAAGGACAAGAUUUAUCGGAACCUUUGGCAGGACCUUCCUGCACUGGAUAUUUGGGUGAUGAGGAGUCAUUGUCUAGUAAAUCUUCUGGUUCCGAAAGCUCUUUUUCUGAAGACAAUUCUUCAACGACUUUGAGUAAAGAUUCAGAUGAAAACCCCACGUCAGAGGAGUGUUGUGGCCCUGAGGGUGUCGCGGAAUAUGAAGGAAAAAACGAAGCAGAAGAGGAAUCUUUGAUGAAAACUUGCACGGAUCUUGUUGGUGAAGACCUUAUUAGGCUCGAACCAAAGCCCAAAGUCAACGAGCAGGAGAGAGGAGGAAGUAGCAGCGAAGAAGACUUUUUGCCAGGUGAACAUGAGCGAGAUGUUGGUAACUUAUGUAGCACUGCACGAGAGUCGCGAAGGCAGAAUAUUCAGCAACAAAAUCCCGGUUGUAAUUUUAACUUUGAUCAGAAUUCAAUUGCUGAGAAGACCAGACGUGCUAAAGAGAGAAGCAAUGAGGAGGAAACAGGCGAUUUGAAUGGAGCUCCCUUAUGGCAGAAACAGAAUGGAACAACCAUUUAACGACAUUAACAGUUAGCAACCCAUUGAUGAAAAAACAGUCAACAGCAAAGACGAAUACCUGUGCGGAGAGGGUUUGGCGAAGAUUAGUUACAAGAAUUUAGUAUUAGAUUAAGACAACUUCCACUCGUUUAGUUUGAUUAUUCUCAUAACCAGUUUAUUGGAUUUUAUGAUGUGGAAAACAUCUGAAAAUCAGGUUUUAUGUAAAAAAACGAAAUUCCUCGCUUGCUUGUGUAACGAUAGGAUUUUUAGUUAUCAAGUUUGUAUGCUAGCGCUUAAAAAAAUAUAUAAAAUCCAACGUAGAAACUGCAAGAUUUUACUAAGUUCAGCAUGCGUAGAUGAUACCGGUCUUAAUACAGUCAGCCUUAAACAGUUGGUAUUAAAUCAUGUCUGUAACUAGUGUUAAACUGUAACCGUCACCAGUCAUGAUCCUUCGUGUAGUUGUUAUCCAGCUGAGCUUUUUGAAAGUAAUUAAUCUUGUGAAAGGGGAAAUUCCUUCUUAACCAAUCGUUGUAUUAGAUUACGUGAUCCUUUAGAUAAUUCAUAGCAUUACCUAAUCUUUUGUACCUUAGGCUUAAAUAGAGCUUUCUCUGGGAGUAUCACGGGACAGUAAAAUAGUAAAAAAGGAAACCAGUCAGCUUUGU
Messenger RNA from Pocillopora verrucosa, 1339 nucleotides. Lineage: Eukaryota; Metazoa; Cnidaria; Anthozoa; Scleractinia; Pocilloporidae. The record is from RefSeq and is a predicted model, not a curated record.